UCAUUUUCUUUGCCGAACUUCUCGAGAAGUAUUCGGAGAAAGAAAAUGAAACAUUUCAUUACGUUAUUCUAUUUAUUUAUGGUCGCCUAUUUGUUGUCCAUAUGUCAAAAUAUGAAGUACGUUAUGAGCGCUCCUACUCAUGGGAAUAUGGAGAAUUCCGGAAGUAGAUCUAGAGGGUUUUCCAGAUAUUAUUCUAGAGGCGUUCCCUAUGGGCCAGCAAAGAAUACAGAUACGUUUCUCAAUGAAUUUAAUGAUGAUGACGACAUAUUUGACCUGUCAAAACGACAACAUUCCCCCAACUCUGACGACUAUGGACAUCUAAGAUUUGGCAAAAGAGACGAACAAUUUGAUGAUUACGGUCACAUGAGGUUCGGUAGAAAUGGCGGCGAUAAAAAGUAA
Molecule: messenger RNA, 399 nt
Organism: Ceutorhynchus assimilis (cabbage seed weevil)
Lineage: Eukaryota; Metazoa; Arthropoda; Insecta; Coleoptera; Curculionidae
Source: the annotation of a GenBank genome assembly